GUAACUUGCAGUUUGAAGCUUGAGCUCCAAGCGGAUUUGUACACGCAGCCUUACAACACUGUAGCUCUUCGAGUCACGGAACGUUCCUCCUGGCUUGAUGGCUCUGAUGUGAGCUACUCUAACUGGGCGAAUGAGCCCUUAACAGGAGCCAGGUGUGGUUACAUCCUCCAGGACUCAGGCUUUCAAUGGGAGGCCACAGACAACUGCACCCAAGAGAUGCACUUCGCCUGUGAAUUUGAGACUGGGAAAUCUAUGGCUUGCUCAAACUACAAUGCCACACUUGAGUGCGGCUCUGGGCAGGUGAUAGAGGUGGACAACAGCUUCUUUGGUAGGAAGACCAUACACUACUGCCAGGGGUUCACCUCUUCCUCCAUCAUGUCCUCACAAGAGGAGUGCAGCUGGGUGGAUGUAGUACAUUUAGUAGCAGGGCAAUGUCACAGACUGCAAGCCUGCCAGGCUUGGGCAGAUUCGUCAUCCUUUGGAGAACCAUGCCCCGGUCUUGGAAGCUACUUGUCUGUGGAAUAUCAUUGUAAAGAUGGUCUUCACCUGCUCAUGGGCAAGUUGGCUACUGUCUUUGACAAUGUCACAAUCCAGGUGAAGCUUUUGCACCCUUUCCAGGGUAAUCUGACAUGCACACUCAGUGCAGGUGAUGGCCACACCAUUAACCCCUACAGCCUUGAUGAGCCACAGGCCAGUGUGGUGCAUCAGUACAGCCAUCCAGGUGUCUUCACUGUCGGGGUGGAGUGCACCACCAGUGAGUGGCAUAUCACUGCACAGAAGUCCAUCACCAUCCAGGAGCCACUUGGGGAAUAUGGAGUGGUCAAGUGCUACAGCAUGGGCCAGCCAAUGAACAGCACAAACUGCAAAUCCCUUGCUAACAACCCUCUUACAAUCCAGGUCGAACUGGGUGCAGGAAGCAAUGUCACCUACAAAGUUCAGAGCGACGGCACAUUGUUGGCCUCAUCGUCCGCUGCUGUGGGCAUAGUCCCUCACAACAUCACCCUGGGUCCAGAGGAGGUGCAGAACCUGGGUCCAGGCUGUCAUCAGCUGACUCUGCUGGCCUCUAACAACGUCACAGCUGCUGACCCCUCCACUGAGCUGGAGGUGUGUGUGCUGGAGCCGGUGCAGGGGCUGCAGGCGUCCGUGUCCACACAGGCCCGGCCGUGCCCCGAGGCAUACCUCCACAUCACCGUCUCUCUGGACUACGGGGCCCCCGCGCAGCUGCUCUUCCAGAUAUCCGACAGUGACAAUAACACCGUCCAGGAGACGAGAGAAAUGGACAGUGGCAGUGUUCAGGUUUUCAGCUUCUCAACAACCAUCCAAGGAAUGGUACAAGUGAAGGUCACAGCAUGGAAUGCAUUCUCAGCCAUAGAGCAGGAUGCAGGAAAUACCUUAGCUUUGCCUCCCUGGUUAGUGAAAAAGACAUGCCAUGGGCCCACAGUCAUAAUCACUCCUCAGAUUAGUUUAUAUGUCAACAGGAUGUCUCGAAAGAACCUUGCGAAACAGCCAAUCACAAUUCAGAACUGCAGCUCUGCCAGCUUCACUUUGCCACCUUUAUAUCCCUCGGUUGUGUCAUCAAAGACGUCUGUGGAUGUCCGGAUGAUGACCUUUGAGACAAAUCCAUUUGCCUGGAACACAGUGCAGUCCAUCAAUGGUACAGUGGGGGCUCUGUCUCUCAACCAACAUAAUGGCUCCCCCAUCCCCGUUGCUAACUUGACAAACGAGAUUGAGAUUCUUUUGCCAAGGCAAUUGGCUGCUGUAGUGAACAGCACCUUUCUGGACCUUGCAAACUUCAGCACCAUCGUGAUCAAUGUGACGUCGCCUAACGUGUCCCUGGUGCUCAAGCUGGACCCCUCAGAAGACGUCUCCUUACAUUUGCUAAUAGGGUUCCAGGAGCACCCCAACGACACACACUACGAGGCACAAACCUACCUGCCGCAUGAGGGAGACACACAAGAGGAGAGAUACACAUGGGUGUUGAGCCCCAGGGAUAGGACCAUAGAUGAAGGCGUAUACUACCUUCUAGUGAGGCCUGUGGUUGGGGCAGGAGUCAACUCUACAAAUGCCACAGUCUCCAUCACGACCAUUGCUGCUCAAUGUGUGCACUGGGAUGAACUGAAGCUGAACUGGAGUGACUACGGAUGCAGGGUUGGCCCACUGACUACACCCCUGGUCACGCAGUGCUUGUGCAACCACCUGACGUUCUUUGGAAGCUCCGUCUUCGUCAUGCCCAAUGUUGUGGAUGUGAGCCAGACGGCUCAGCUUUUCGCCACUUUUCUUAACAAUCCGGUGGUGGUGUGCUUUAUUGGCGCCAUUUUCCUGGCCUACCUCGUGGUAGUGAUAUGGGCACGCCGGAAAGACAUUCAGGACACAGCCAAGGUUAAGAUUACUGUGCUGGAAGACAACGACCCCCUGGCAGAGUACAGAUACCUGCUCAACAUCAGCACUGGGCACCGGCGUGGAGCUUCUACUUCCUCACAGGUGACAGUGACUCUGCUGGGCACUGAGGGUGAGAGUGAACCACACCAUCUGACUGACCCAGACAAGCCAGUGUUUGAGCGAGGUGGGGUGGACAUGUUUUUACUGACCACGCCGUUCUCGUUGGGCGAACUAAAGAGUAUCAGGCUCUGGCAUGACAACUCAGGAAAUCACCCUGGCUGGUAAGAUAUGCCUAUACACUGCUACAGUACCAGUCAAGAACCCACUUUUUAUCCAAGGUCACUUACAUAUGUAUUACAUAUUACAAGGUUCCAUUUAGAAGCAAGGAUGCUGUUGCAUCUGCUGUUCUGCCUUUCAUUUUGCAGCAAUCUGUUCUACAUGAAGUCACUGAAAGACUUCCGUGACGGCCACAUCUGGUUCUCUGUGUUCAGCCGCCCUCCAAACAGCAACUUCACGUGUGUCCAGCGUGUCUCCUGUUGUUUCUCCCUGCUGCUGUGCACCAUGCUGACCAACAUCAUGUUCUGUGGUGUGCCCACAGAUUCUGCCGAGCAGACCAUGGACUUGGGUCACAUUGAGUUCACCUGGCAACAAGUGAUGAUUGGCGUCCAGAGCUCCAUCAUCAUGUUUCCCAGCAACCUCCUCAUCGUCAGCAUCUUCAGAAACACACGCCCGCGGGAGAGGAAGUCCAAGAAGCCUGUGAGGGUCAAGAGUAAGGCAGACACCUGCAAACAGGCCAAGAGUGGUCGUGUGUCACCAACCCAGCCGCUCUCCCCUGAGAGCCAGCACAGGGACAUAACACCAGAAACUGUCACCAAGGACAUAAAAAGAAUAGCACGGUCACUCUCCAAGGUGCUGAAGAAGCCUCUUUCCAGGAUAGAUGUGGCAUCUGGCAAAAACCCUGACAUCAACACGCUUCUUUCACUCGUGGAGGACAUCAUCCGGCAGCAAAACCGUGCAGGGGACAGGUUUUACACAGACAACUCUAAGUUCACGGACGCUUUGAAAGAGAACCCUUCCUCUGAGAGCCCAAAGGAAAUGACCAGUGACGGGCAGAAGUGCAGCCUGUACACCCAGUACCUCUACCGGCAGCUUCAGCACGUGGAGAAAGAGCUGGGCCUGCUGGGGCCCACACGCUUCUCCAACCCCCACAGCUACAGCCAGGCCGUGCAGCAGGCCCGGGGCAUGAAAGGCCUCCUGGAGCCCCACCUGCCCUCCACCUCCAGCACAGACCACCCCACCCGCAGCCCCGAGGGAGGGGGCAGUAGCGGUGGCAAGAGAUGCUGUCAGGGAGGCCUGCCCUGGUGGUUCGUGUUUGUGGGCUGGCUUCUGGUGGCGGUGACAAGUGGGGUGUCGGCGUUCUUCACAAUGCUGUACGGGCUAAAAUACGGGAAAGAGCGCUCCGUCAGCUGGCUCAUCUCCAUGGUGGUGUCCUUCCUUGAAAGCAUUUUUAUCACUCAGCCUCUGAAAGUGCUUGGUUUUGCGGUUUUCUUUGCCUUAGUGCUAAAGAAAGUUGACCAGGAGGAAUAUGGCGAUGUGCCUAUUGAGGAAUCAGUGUCAAAUACCGACAGCACAUGCAGUUUCUACCAGCCACCACCAGCCUCAGACAUUGAGAGGAUGAGAAUGAAUAUGAUCAAGGAGCAGAAAGUGUUUGCCCUCAUCACAGAGAUUCUCACAUACAUGGGCUUCAUGUGGAUGUUACUCUUGGUUGCCUACGGUCAGAGGGAUCCAAACGCGUUCUAUCUGACCCAGCACAUUCAGAGAAGCUUCAGCAGUGGGAUCACACACUCGAUGAGCCACAAGGAGGUCUUUACGUGGGCCAAUACAUCCCUUCUGAACAACAUUUUUGGACAAUAUCCAGGAUCACAGUCUGAUAUACUCAUUUGUCUGUAUUUACUUCAGGCUCGCCAGGUAAGGGUGCAGAAAGACUCCUGUCGCAUUGCCCGCUCCAUGCAACGGUCAGUCAAGGACUGCCAUGCUCCGUACUCUUGGGAGAUAGAGGACCGGGGCUCCUAUGAACCAGGCUGGAAUCGCUCCAGGGAUGCAAACACCUCCCAGACUGCUGCUCCCAGCCCCUGGCAAUACCUGAGCCAGUCCCGACUCAGAGCUCAUCCCAUAUGGGGCAACGUGGCCCUGUACAGAGGAGGCGGCCUUGAGGUGGAGCUGGGCCCUGACCUGACCAAUGCUACAAGUGCGCUUCAGUACUUGUUUGACAACAGAUGGCUGGAUGUUUACACUCGUGCUAUCUUUGCGGAGUUCACUGUGUACAAUGCCAACAUCAACCUUUUCUGCAUUGUUACACUAAUGCUAGAAACAACAGCUGUGGGUGCAUUCCAGUACCGUAGUGAGAUACAGACUGUCCGUCUCUAUCAGUCUACGGGUGGCUUACACAUUUUCGUCAUGGCCUCUGAGGUCAUCUACUUUCUUUUCAUUCUCUACUACAUGUAUAUCCAGGGCAAGCUAAUGAGGCAGCAGAAGUGGGCUUACUUUAAGACUAAGUGGAACCUUCUUGAGCUGGCCAUCAUCAUCCUCAGCUGGAGUGCACUGAGUGUGUUUAUCAAAAGAACAUUGCUGGGAAACAGGGACCUGGAAUUCUAUCUAAACAACAAAGACCAGUACAUCAGUUUCCAUGAGACUGCUACAGCAGACGCGACGCUGGGCUACCUGAUCGCCUUCCUGGUUCUCUUGUCCACCAUUAAGCUGUGGCACCUCCUGCGGCUCAACCCCAAACUGCACCUCAUCACCUCCACCCUGCAGAGGGCCUGGACAGACAUCUCAGGCUUCCUGCUGGUCAUGACCAUCAUGUUUCUGGCCUACUCUAUUAAUUGCAACCUAAUGUAUGGCUGGAAGCUGUCUUCAUACAGGACAUUCAUUAAUGCAGCACAGACUAUGGUCAGCCUACAGCUUGGUAUCUUCAAUUAUGAAGAGGUGUUGGAUUAUAACCCAGUUCUUGGUGCAUUCCUAAUUGGCUCUUGUAUCAUCUUCAUGACCUUUGUGGUAUUGAACCUCUUUAUUUCUGUGAUCCUGGUGGCAUUUAGUGAAGAGCAACUUCACCAUAAGCCAUCUGAAGAGGAGGAGAUAGUGGACCUGAUGCUGAUGAAAAUGUGCAGUCUGUUUGGGUUAAAAAUUAAGAAGAAAGGAGAAGCAAGUGGCUCCUCCUCUGCCACUAACAAUCCAGCACCAUCUGUCAUAUCGUAAAACUAUUGGUUGUCCAUUGUCCAGGUUAAGAAAUAAAAGCACUCUGGUGUUGAGUAGAAUGUCUGUGUUUCUUUUGAGUAAUGAUGUAAA
This is a messenger RNA of Alosa sapidissima (American shad), 5724 nucleotides long. Its product is annotated as polycystic kidney disease protein 1-like 2. The annotation marks the transcript as partial. The record is from RefSeq and is a predicted model, not a curated record. The transcript is spliced from 31 exons. NCBI's taxonomy places the organism in Eukaryota, Metazoa, Chordata, Actinopteri, Clupeiformes, Clupeidae. Gene Ontology annotation, cellular component: membrane. Gene Ontology annotation, molecular function: carbohydrate binding; calcium channel activity; calcium ion binding. Gene Ontology annotation, biological process: detection of mechanical stimulus.